Cavia porcellus (domestic guinea pig) is the source of this 1983-nucleotide messenger RNA. It is a transcript of the gene Gpr37l1, whose product is annotated as G protein-coupled receptor 37 like 1. The record is from RefSeq and is a predicted model, not a curated record. Gene Ontology annotation, cellular component: plasma membrane; signaling receptor complex. The coding region runs from base 1 to 1437 and encodes 478 amino acids. The transcript has 2 exons. NCBI's taxonomy places the organism in Eukaryota, Metazoa, Chordata, Mammalia, Rodentia, Caviidae. Gene Ontology annotation, molecular function: G protein-coupled peptide receptor activity. Gene Ontology annotation, biological process: positive regulation of MAPK cascade; adenylate cyclase-inhibiting G protein-coupled receptor signaling pathway.
AUGCGGUGGCUGUGGCCCCUGGCGCUCUCUCUCUCUGCUGUGUGGGCUGUGGGCCAGGGCAGGGUCUCCAGUGGUGCCCUGCAUGGGCACAGGGUUGAGGCCCAGGAGCAGCAGAGCCGGUCCAGGAGGGGCACUGAGGCCAAGGUGGCCAAGGAGGUACAGCACUAUGUACCUGAGGAGUGGGCUGAGUACCCACGGCCCAUCCACCCUGCGGACCUGCAGCCCACCACACCCUGGGCGGCCACUAGUCCCAACCCCGACAAGGGUGGUGAUGCCCCAGGCAUCGGGCAAGAGCCUAAGGCCAAUCUGACGGGGACGCCGAGUCAAAGGCUACAGAUCCAGAACCCACUGUACCCGGUGACUGAGAGCUCCUACAGUGCCUAUGCCGUCAUGCUCCUGGCCCUGGUAGUGUUUGCCGUGGGCAUCGUGGGCAACCUGUCGGUCAUGUGCAUCGUGUGGCAUAGCUACUACCUGAAGAGUGCCUGGAAUUCCAUCCUCGCGAGCCUGGCCCUCUGGGACUUCUUGGUCCUCUUCUUCUGCCUCCCUGUUGUCAUCUUCAAUGAGAUCACCAAGCAGCGGCUGCUGGGUGACAUUUCCUGCCGGGCCGUGCCCUUCAUGGAGGUUUCUUCUCUGGGAGUCACGACCUUUAGCCUCUGUGCCUUGGGCAUUGAUCGCUUCCAUGUGGCCACCAGCACCCUGCCCAAGGUGAGGCCCAUUGAGCGGUGCCAGUCAAUCCUGGCCAAGCUGGCUGUCAUCUGGGUGGGCUCCAUGACUCUGGCUGUGCCGGAGCUCCUGCUGUGGCAGCUGGCACAGGAGCCAGCCCCCACCACAGGCACUGUGGAUUCGUGCAUCAUGAAGCCGUCAGCCAGCCUGCCUGAGUCCCUCUAUUCCCUGGUGAUGACCUACCAGAAUGCCCGCAUGUGGUGGUACUUUGGCUGCUACUUCUGCCUGCCCAUCCUCUUCACUGUUACCUGCCAGCUGGUGACGUGGCGGGUGCGGGGCCCGCCGGGCAGGAAGCCGGAGUGCCAGGCAGGCAAGCACGCACAGUGUGAGAGCCAGCUCAACAGCACGGUGGUGGGCCUGACCGUGGUCUACGCCUUCUGCACACUCCCCGAGAAUGUCUGCAACGUGGUGGUGGCCUACCUGUCCACCGAGCUGACACGCCAGACCCUGGACCUCCUGGGCCUUGUCAACCAGUUCUCCACUUUCUUCAAGGGUGCCAUCACACCAGUGCUGCUGCUGUGCGUGUGCCGGCCACUCGGCCAGGCCUUCCUGGACUGCUGCUGCUGCUGCUGCUGUGAGGACUGCGGCGGGGCCUCCGAGGUCUCCGCUGCCGAAGGCUCGGAAAACAAGCUCAAGGCCGAGGUGUCCUCCUCUAUCUACUUCCACAAGCCCGGGGAGUCGCCCCCGCUCUUGCCCCUGGGCACACCUUGCUGAGGCCAGGCCCAGGGGAGGGGACGGGGUUGCCACCCUAGGCCCAGCUGGUCCUGCUCUUUUCCCCUUAGGUCUUGCGUGGCUGCCUGUCCUGCUGUCUAUUCGGACUUGGCUCUGCUUGUACAAGUUUGGGGUUGUUAAAACCCCCUCCCCAAGCAGGGCUUUUCUUGUCACUCUGAAGGGCUGUCUAGCACUGUCCUUGGCACAGGUAGGCCUCAAUCCUUCUAGGUCCUUAGAGCUGCCCAGAAUCUGAGUCCCACCACUGGGAGCCACAGUGAACCUGCACACUCCUGGCUGUGCCCACUUUCUUCUCUUUGACCCUGUGUUAAUGGGGGUCAUCACCCCAUUCCCACCUGGGGCCCCAUCCCAGAAUGGGGGCUCCUUGGUGGAAGGCAGUCCAGGAUGCUCAGUAACCUCUUCUUUGGACUGGAUCUGUCCCUUCUUCUGGGGAUUUCCCUCUGCUCUCUCUCAGAGGUAUCUGGGUUGUCCUUGGUUAUGUGCUUUUCUAUAGAAGGCUCUUCCCAAACAUCAAUAAACUAGAUAGAACUA